Peronospora matthiolae is the source of this 465-nucleotide messenger RNA. Lineage: Eukaryota; Oomycota; Peronosporomycetes; Peronosporales; Peronosporaceae. The record is from the annotation of a GenBank genome assembly.
AUGACUGGGUGGUAUCGUGAUAUGAGUCAUCGGUACCUGGAGCUUGAGUCCACUCAUCGACAAGCUCUGUGGGAAUCCACUCAUGCUUUCCCGACUCCUCCGGCUCAACGGCGAUCUGAACGGUUCAUGCAGACAAUCUGGCGCCAACGAAAACAACGCCGUUCUCGCUUUGGAGCGCGUUGGAAGAACUUCUUGAAGAUGAUACUCAGCGGCAUGAUCGCUGGCCACUGCGAUCUCGACAUCUUGCUAGAUCUCUUCUUCCUCCACUAUCCGCGCCCACAUGAAGACCGAGUUUGGUAUCCAGGGUUAGGACACUCUAACGACCCAGCUGACUUGCUAGGGGCGUUGGACAUGGCAGACCAAGAGGAUCAUUGGCGCAACCAGUUCCGUAACGCCUAUUGGGAUCAUCCCGGAUCGCAGAUCCCUCGUCUGCAGGACAAGUUCAAACCUGCUCCAUCGUCUUAG